This is a messenger RNA of Rhineura floridana, 1105 nucleotides long. Its product is annotated as cytochrome c oxidase assembly protein COX19-like. The record is from RefSeq and is a predicted model, not a curated record. NCBI's taxonomy places the organism in Eukaryota, Metazoa, Chordata, Lepidosauria, Squamata, Rhineuridae. Gene Ontology annotation, biological process: mitochondrial respiratory chain complex IV assembly. The transcript has a single exon. Bases 430 to 711 code for a protein of 93 amino acids. Gene Ontology annotation, cellular component: mitochondrial intermembrane space.
CAUAGAAGGUGCUUCAGAGAGAAUGCCAAGCUUACUUCACACUACAGAACUCACACAGGGGGGAAGCCAUAUGAACAUACAGAUUUUGGAAAGAGCUUCGGCAAUAAAGGAAAGCUUUGUAAACGUGAAAGAAUCCACACGGGAGAAGCCUUAUAAAUGUAUAGAAUGUGGAAAGAACUUCAAAACUAAAGGACACCUUUAUCAGCAUCAAGCAAGCCACACAGGGGAGAAACCAUUUAAAUGCAUGGAGUGUGGAACUAACUUCAGGACUAGAAGAAGCCUUUAUAAACAUGAUGGUUUAUAUCACAGUGAGAAGAAACCACACCAAUCUCCAUUCUCCAGUGAAACACCCAUGAAUUGCACUCUAGUAGAGUAACAUGCAUGGUUUGCUAAGAGGCACAGCGGCUGCCAGGGGAGAGGAUCUUCGCCAUGUCUACGGCUAUGAACUUCGGGACUAAAAGCUUCAAGCCGAGGCCACCAGACAAAGGCUCUUUCCCUUUGGAUCAUUUCGGUGAAUGUACAGCAUUCAAAGAAAAAUUCAUGAAGUGUCUGAAGGAAAAUAGGUUUGAGAAUGCUUUGUGCAGACAGGAAUCAAAAGAAUAUUUAGAAUGCAGAAUGGAGAGGCAACUUAUGUCCAAAGAACCGCUGGAAAAGUUGGGAUUUAAAGACCUAACAGAAGAGAAAUCAGAAACCCAACCUAAGACAUUGUAAUGAAGAGAAAGGAAAAGGGAGAAAAUCCUGACCAUCUCUUAUGGAAAGCAGCAAAUCUUCAGUAGUACAUAUUGUGCAUUGUAUAUUUCAAAUGUGAUUGCAACAUGAAGUGCGCCUUCAAAGAAAAUGCUGUAACUGUUGGCCAAAUAGAAGAGUUACAGUGCAAACCUAUAUGCUGUCUACUCAACAAUAAGUCUCAUUGAGUUUAAUGGGGCUUACUCUCAAAUAAGGGGAUAGGAUUACUGCAAUCCUAUCACCAAUUUAUUGGGAGUAAGCCCCAGUGAACUCAGUGAGAAGUACUUCUGAGUAGACAUGUGCUGAUACAAAACAAGCCUCCCCUCUGAAUAAUGAAGUUUUGUAGGAGAUACAGUAAAUGGUUUUCUUUAGGGGUUUG